Anas platyrhynchos (mallard) is the source of this 1839-nucleotide messenger RNA. RefSeq names its product zinc finger C3HC-type containing 1 (gene ZC3HC1). Gene Ontology annotation, cellular component: nucleus. Gene Ontology annotation, molecular function: zinc ion binding. Lineage: Eukaryota; Metazoa; Chordata; Aves; Anseriformes; Anatidae. The record is from RefSeq and is a predicted model, not a curated record.
AGGAACGGAAGGGACCAAGAUGGCGGCGCCCAGCCCGGCGGGGGCUCGGGGGAGGCCGCCCGGGGUCACCCCGCAACAGAUUCGGGACCUGAUCGACGGCGGCAUCGCCCCGGAGGGGGACGGCACCGACGGGAAGGACGCGGCGGCCGGGCCCCAAGCCGCUAACGGGUCUCCGCAGCCCGAUGCCCCCCCCUCGGAGUCGACGAGCAAAGAAGCUUACUUCAGCAGGGUGCAGACCUUCACCCCGCUGAAGUGGGCGGGCAAGCCCCACGAGCUGUCGCCGCUGGUGUGCGCCAGGUACGGCUGGGCCAACGUGGAGUGCGACAUGCUGAAAUGCUCCAGCUGCCAGGCCUUCCUCUGCGCCAGCCUGCAGCUCGCCUUCGACUUCGCCAAGUACAAGGAGCGCUGCUCCGAGCUGAAGAAAUCCUUGAGCACGGCGCACGAGAAAUUCUGCUUCUGGCCGGACAACCCCUGCCCAGCCCGCUUCGCCCUGCUGCUGGUGGACGAGCCCCGAGCCCUUCUCCAGGAUUUCCUGGAGCGCUUCCAGAGCCUGUGCCAGCUGGAGCUGCAGCUGCCCUCCCUCCGAGCCGAGGACAUGAAAACCAUGUCCCUGACGGAGGAGAAGAUCGCCUCGCUCCUCCAGCUGCUCCGGGAGGAGCUGGAGCUCAAGGCAGAGGGCGAGAAGGCGCCGCUGAAGCUCUCCUCGGAGGCUCUGCCCCUGCACGUGUCCGCCUGCGUCCUGGCGCUGUGCGGCUGGACCUGCGGCGCCGUGUCCGGCUCCUCGCUCCUCUCGGUCAUCACCUGCUCGCGCUGCAUGAGGAAGGUGGGCUUGUGGGGUUUCCACCAGCUCGAUCCCGGGGGUCUGGAGACGGAUUCGGGACCCUCCGAGCGCUGCCCGCCCGUGCCCACGUCCCCACGCAGGAUGCUGACACGGAGCCAAGACGUUUUUCCUCCAGGCUCCGAGCAGCAGGAGAAGAGCCCAUCCCCGGCGGUCUCUCGCCCACGGAUUUGGGAUUCCCCCAGCCCCGGGGAGCGAGGAGGAGAAUUGGAGGCGGCCAGCCCCGCGCCGCGCAGCCGCCCCGUUACCCGCAGCAUGGGGCAAGGGGAAAACGUGGACGUGCCCUCCAGCCCCGUCCGCAGGGCCAAACGGGCUCGGCUCUGCUCUUCCAGCAGCUCGGAUGUUUCUUCGAGGAGUUUCUUCGAUCCCAGCUCACAGCAUCGCGACUGGUGCCCCUGGGUCAACGCGGUGGAGGGCGCGGAGGCCUCGCAGGAUUCCGCAGCCCAGGCUCAGGAGGAGCCCCCCAAAGCAGAGCCCGGCUGGCGAGCGAUCCUCAACCUGCUCCUGACCCUCAAAAAAUGUGACAGAGCGCCCGAAAGCGAGCCCGUGAGCCUCUCGGUGAAAUCCUCCAAGGUUUUCCGCAUUUUCCGCCAGUGGGAGAGCGUGGAUCCCUCCUGAACCUGCUGCUGCCUCCGGGGGAACCUCACGCAGCCCCUCGUUGAGGGGGGGGACACCGGGCAGCGCCUCGCUCCGGCACCGAACCACCGGGGAAGCUUCCAACGUGUGCUGAGAAAUCCCCGGGCUGCCCCAGUGCCAAAACAGCCCCAAAACAGCCUCCGGGGACCCCCCUGAACCCCAAAAGCCUUCCUCGAAGCCCCCCUCACCUUCACCAGGUGCUGCUGUAACCCUCAACCCCAAGGGUUUCGACAGCUCCGACUGCGCGGGGUGACCGAGGGGGACGCGGUCACCCUGCUGGGGGUGAUUUGGGGUCCGGCUGGGACCUGCCCCCCAGCAGCACGGGGUGAUGCCAGGUGGGAAUAAACAUUUCAUGGUUUUUCUUA